UUCAUUUAGUCAUUGGAAAACUUCAUGCUUCCUUCACUCCUCUGCUAAUGCUGAAGAAGGAGAGGAGUUGGAAGUUGAUAAGGACGAGGCCUCUCGUUCCUCUGGUUUUGAAACGACAUCGUUAUUGGAAAGUAUUUGGAACGCAGUAUUCUCCACCGUUACGAACAGGUCUUCCCUUUGCAAAUAAAACGCCAAAACAGUUGAACACCGACGAUGGAGAAAACAAAGAAAGCCGCUUGUUUGUUUCGGUUCGAUCAAAACGACCCAGAAGGGCCUGAACGGAGUUAUCAAUGGAGACAGCUCUAGCUUUCUACAAACUUUGGAACCACCUCCUAUUCCCUGCCCUUUUAACUCAUUUUAAUCCCAUUAAAAUCCUGAUUAAGUUGAAGCAGAGCACAGAAAAAGAAAGAUUCAUUGCUAGUCGUAACAAGGAAUGGCUUCUAUCAAUGGCAAUGGUGAUGAAAUAACGAUCGACAUGGGGAAGCCGAUGAGCUUCACUGGUGGGCUUGAGUUUUGUGGCCUUACUUACAGUGUAACAAAGCAGAAGAAGUUGGAAGGGAAGUGGUUGAAACAAGAUGUGGAUUUGUUACAUAUGAUUACUGGGUAUGCCCCAAAAGGUUUCAUAACUGGAGUGAUGGGGCCUAGUGGUGCUGGCAAGUCGACUUUCUUGGAUGGGAUUGCUGGGCGAAUUGCCAGUGGGAGUCUGAAGGGCAGGGUUUCCUUGGAUGGUCUGCCGGUGACCCCAACCUUGAUCAAGCGAACUUCAGCUUAUAUAAUGCAGGACGACAGGCUUUUUCCGAUGCUCACCGUUUACGAGACCCUUAUGUUCGCCGCCGAUUUCAGGCUAGGUCCGAUUUCAUUUGCUGAUAAGAAGGAGCGUGUUGAGCAGUUGAUCGAGCAGCUGGGAUUGUCCUCAUCUCGGAAUACAUACAUUGGAGAUGAAGGAACACGAGGAGUGUCCGGAGGAGAGCGCCGGAGAGUUUCCAUUGGAGUGGACAUCAUCCAUGAGCCAGCCUUGCUCUUCCUGGACGAGCCAACUUCAGGUCUAGACUCCACCAGUGCUCACACUGUAAUCGAAAAAGUGCACCACAUUGCUCGCUCUGGUCGCACUGUGAUCCUAACAAUCCACCAGCCCUCCUCCCGGAUUCAACUCCUGCUUGAUCAUCUCAUCAUUUUGGCUCGAGGGCAGCUCAUGUUUCAAGGGUCCCCGAAGGAUGUUACGCUACAUCUCAAUCGGAUGGGGCAUAGAGUGCCUAGAGGUGAAAACUCAAUAGAGUACUUAAUUGAUGUUAUACAAGAGUAUGAUCAAUCCGAAUUAGGGGUUGAGGCACUUGCUGAAUUUGCACGUACUGGUAUGAAGCCGCCAGCGUUGGCUGAGGGGGACGGGUCGAUCUCUACGGUGCAACAGACGCCGCCUCCCUCUAGCCAUCAGAAGGAAGUGGGGAAGAGAAACAAUGGAAAGCGGCUUCACUUGCAAACAAGUGAGUAUGAUCAUAGUGUGAGAAGCCCAUAUAAUAAUACAUCAAAGUCCUGGAGUGCUGGCCAUAGUGGAAUUGUGCAGACACUCAGGUUCACUCCUUCUAGGCAGAGGAAUGAUUCCAAAAUGCAAAAUCCACUGAGUUCAUCUCCUGGCUUAUACACAUUAUCAAGUGAGAUCCUCCCAAGCACCCCAACCCCUCACAGCAGCGACUACACUGUAAAUGAGGAUGAUUAUCUCACACCUAAUAUUGAUAGGAAAGCUAUGCAGCUUGGCCCCAAAUUCACCAACUCUUUCUUCUCCGAGACAUGGAUUCUCAUCCGCCGCAACUUCAUGAACAUCUACCGCACACCAGAACUCUUCCUCUCUCGACUUGUCGUGCUCUCCAUCAUGGGAUUCAUGAUGGCCACAAUGUUCGUGAACCCAAAAGCAGACCUCCAAGGCAUCACCAACCGUCUCAGCUUCUUCAUCUUCACCGUCUGCCUUUUCUUCUUCUCUUCCAAUGACGCUGUCCCUGCUUUCAUCCAGGAACGCUUCAUCUUUGUUCGUGAAACCUCUCACAAUGCUUACAGAGCUUCCACUUACACAAUUGCAGGAGUUAUCACUUACCUUCCUUUCUUAGCCCUCCAAGCAGCGGUUUAUGCUGCCAUUGUUUGGAAAGCCUUGAAGCUUCGAGGGCCAUUCUACUACUUCCUUCUUGUUCUUUACGUCUCGCUCCUUUCCACGAAUUCCUUUGUCGUCUUUGUCAGCUCAGUUGUUCCUAACUAUAUCCUUGGCUAUGCAGCAGUCAUUGCUUUCACAGCUCUGUUCUUCCUCUUUUGUGGGUACUUCUUGAAUAGCCAUGACAUUCCCGGGUACUGGAAGUGGAUGAACAAAAUUUCAACAAUGUCGUAUCCUUAUGAAGGUCUUUUGAUGAAUGAAUAUCAGACUCAGGAAGUGUUUGGAGUAAACCCUGAAAGGCAAAAUGUGACAGGGAUCAACAUAUUGAAUCAACUCCACAUUAGCACUGAAGAAUCCAAGAAAUGGGAGAAGGUUUUCAUAAUGCUUGGUUGGGCUGUCUUUUACCGGAUAUUGUUCUAUUUGAUGCUUCGUUUUGCUUCCAAGAACCAGAGGUCGUAGAAGGGUUGACAUGGUACAUUGAACGAGUUUUCUGUAUUUCAUGGAAAGAGUCUGAAGUAGAGUUGUCAGUGGAGAGAAAGACCACGUUGGUAGCUUUUGUCAUAAAUCAAACUUUGGUGUAAUCAGCUGAAAUUUGUUGAUGCAUUUUCUUUUGUUUUAUUUGAAGACAUCAAGGAGAAUAAUAACUUGUUGAAAAUUAGUCACUGACCACAGACUAGAAUUCAUUCUGAUCUUCAUAUUAUUUUGUUAAUUUUUGUUAUGAUAUCAAAGUUCCCAUUUAUGUGCAUUAGGAACUUCUAAAACCAUAUAUGCAAGUAAUGUUCUCUUUAUAUCUGAAGAACAUUUCCUUGUAGGGC
Tripterygium wilfordii is the source of this 2952-nucleotide messenger RNA. Its product is annotated as ABC transporter G family member STR2-like. The transcript is spliced from 3 exons. Gene Ontology annotation, molecular function: ATP binding; ATP hydrolysis activity; ABC-type transporter activity. The record is from RefSeq and is a predicted model, not a curated record. Lineage: Eukaryota; Viridiplantae; Streptophyta; Magnoliopsida; Celastrales; Celastraceae. Gene Ontology annotation, cellular component: membrane. Bases 434 to 2596 code for a protein of 720 amino acids.